Molecule: messenger RNA, 3581 nt
Organism: Cyprinodon variegatus (sheepshead minnow)
Lineage: Eukaryota; Metazoa; Chordata; Actinopteri; Cyprinodontiformes; Cyprinodontidae
Gene: ddr2a
Product: discoidin domain receptor tyrosine kinase 2
Exons: 17
Coding region: 183-2795 (870 amino acids)
Biological process (GO): protein phosphorylation; positive regulation of kinase activity; cell surface receptor protein tyrosine kinase signaling pathway
Cellular component (GO): membrane; signaling receptor complex
Molecular function (GO): collagen binding; protein tyrosine kinase collagen receptor activity; ATP binding
Source: RefSeq, a predicted model, not a curated record
CAGAGGCGUCUUACAUCAGCCGAGUGAGUCCUGCUGAAGGCGACUGACAACUGGACGGUGGAGGACUGAGGCAUCCAGCCGUCUCACUCCUACUGGAAUAAACUAAACGGAUCUUUGAGCAAAUGCUCUGAAGACCAAAGAAGACAAAGUUGUGGAAGUCUGCCUGUUUGCCCGUGUUCAGGAUGAAGCACCUGUCAGACACCCACUUCGUCCUGCUCGUCGUCCUCCACCUGUUAGGAGCCGUCGCAUCGCAGGUCAACCCAGAAUUGUGUCGCUAUGCCCUGGGGAUGUCCAGUGGGCAGAUACUGGAUGAGUACAUCUCUGCCUCCAGUCAGUGGUCUGACUCUACAGCGGCCAGAUACGGCAGGUUGGACUGCGAGGAGGGAGAUGGUGCCUGGUGUCCGGAGAUAACACCAGACCACCUGCAGGAGUUCCUUCAAAUUGACCUUGGGUCGCUCCAUUUCAUCACCCUUGUGGGCACCCAAGGCCGUCACGCCGGAGGAAUGGGCAAUGAGUUUACCCAGAUGUACGAGAUUAGGUACAGCCGUGAUGGCAGUCGCUGGAUCUCAUGGAGGAACAGGUUGGGGAGACAGGUGAUUGAAGGCAACAGGAAUAGCUACGAUAUCGCACUCAGGGAUCUGGAGCCGCCCAUCAUUGCCCGUUUAGUCCGCUUCAUGCCCGUCAUAGACCACUCCAUGAACGUCUGCAUGAGAGUGGAGCUUUACGGCUGCGAGUGGCUGGAUGGUCUGGUGUCGUACAAUGCUCCAGUGGGGCAACAGAUGAACCAUCUGGCUUAUCCUGUUUACCUGAACGACUCAGUCUAUGAUGGAGCCAUCAUCCACAGUAUGACGGAGGGAUUAGGCCAGCUGACCGAUGGAGAUUGUGGAGAAGAUGAUUUCACUCUGAGCCAUGUCCAUAACGGGUGGCCCGGGUACGACUAUGUGGGCUGGAACAAUGCCAGCUUCCCUGAUGGAUUUGUUGAAAUCAUGUUUGAGUUUGAUCGUAUAAGAAACUUCACCUCCAUGAAGGUCCACUGUAACAACAUGUUCUCCAGGCACGUCAAGGCCUUCCGGGAAGUGGUUUGCCACUUCCGCUCUGAUUCCGACUGGGAGGCCACACCGCUCACUUUCAGCCCAGUGGAGGAUGAGAAGAAUCCCAGUGCACGCUUCAUCACCGUCCAACUGGCCAAUCACAUGGCCAGCGCCAUCAAGUGCCAGUUCCACUUCGCUGACACCUGGAUGCUGUUCAGCGAAAUCACUUUCCAGUCAGACACAGCAAUGUACAACACAACACUGCCCAACCCCAGUACGGUACUCCCAACAAAAACAACGCCAGGUGUCUCUCAUCGUCCCUCACCAGAAGAUGACCCCACCCAUAAAGUAGAUGACAGCAACACUCGCAUUCUGAUUGGCUGUUUGGUGGCCAUCAUCUUCAUCCUUGUAGCCAUCAUUGUCAUCAUCCUGUGGAGGCAGGUGUGGCAGAAGAUGCUGGAGAAGGCUUCUCGUCGGAUCCUGGAUGAUGAACUAACUGCUAGUUUGUCAAUACAGAGUGAGACAUUCAGCUACAAUCACACCAACAACCGGCCAGGCCCAACCGGUGAACAGGAGUCUAACUCUACCUACGAACGGAUCUUCCCUCUGGGUCCAGACUACCAGGAGCCGACCAGCCUCAUAUGUAAGCUGCCGGAGUUCGCACAGAGCUCAGAGGAGCCGGCUUCGACCAGCACAGCAGCUUCCAAAUCCACCACUCAAACUGUGGUCCAAGAUGGCGUCCCACAUUACGCAGAGGCAGACAUAGUUAACUUGCAAGGCGUAACCGGAAGCAACACAUACGCCAUCCCUGCAGUCACUAUGGAUCUGUUGUCUGGGAAGGAUGUUGUUGUGGAGGAGUUCCCCCGAAAAUUGCUCACAUUCAAGGAGAAGCUGGGAGAGGGCCAGUUUGGAGAGGUACAUCUCUGUGAAGCAGAGGGAAUGCAGGAGUUCAUAAAUGAAGAGUAUUUGUUUGACGUCCCAGAGGGCCAGCCGGUGUUGGUGGCGGUGAAGAUGCUCCGCUCAGAUGCCGACAAGAAUGCAAGGAAUGAUUUUCUGAAAGAGAUAAAGAUAAUGUCACGUCUGAAGGACCCCAACAUCAUUCGUCUGCUGGCUGUGUGCAUCUACAGCGACCCUCUCUGUAUGAUCACAGAGUACAUGGAAAACGGAGAUCUCAACCAGUUUCUGUCCCGCCAUGAACCCGAGGGGCAACUUGCUCUCCUCAGCAAUGCACCAACUGUUAGCUUUAGUGAUCUGUGCCACAUGGCCACCCAGAUAGCCUCGGGGAUGAAAUACCUUUCCUCCCUGAACUUUGUUCACCGAGAUCUGGCUACAAGAAACUGUUUGGUGGGAAAAAACUACACGAUAAAGAUAGCUGACUUUGGCAUGAGCAGAAACUUGUACAGCGGCGAUUACUACCGGAUCCAGGGCAGAGCAGUGCUGCCCAUACGCUGGAUGUCAUGGGAGAGCAUUCUGCUGGGUAAGUUCACCACAGCAAGUGACGUGUGGGCCUACGCCGUGACUCUGUGGGAGAUCCUGAACUUCUGCAAGGAGCAGCCGUACUCCCAGCUCACUGAUGAGCAGGUGAUAGAAAACACAGGGGAGUUUUUCAGGGACCAGAAACGGCAGAUCUACUUGCCUCAACCUGUACUGUGUCCGGACUCACUCUACAAGAUCAUGCUGAACUGCUGGAGGAGGAACGCUAAGGAGCGGCCCUCUUUCCAGGAAUUACACGGAGCCCUGUUGGAUCUACAGCCUUCAGCCUGAGCGGUGUUUGAGACCCUCCUUCAGAGUCUUCACAUGUGAUGGUGCAGACACAGUCCAGGUUUAAGCUAGUUCAUAUUCAACAGAAAAACAUGAUGGGAGGCCUCCUGCUGGUUCUAAGCUACAUUUUGGGAACUAAAUGCACUCUAAAGAUUGAUCUGUAUUCCAGUUUACGUAAAGGUUCUGUAUUGAGCAUAACUUUGGACAAAGUACUUUAUCGUCAUUUAAAAAGAGGCCUGAACUGUGGUGCAUGUGUGGAGAAAGCCAAUAUUAAAAUGUAGCAGGAGACAUUUGGCACUUUUGAAACUAAACUUACUAAAGUAAGAACGUUUGUGUUUGGUCUUUGUUUUCUUUUAUUGAAGCAAUGUUCUCGGCAGUAAAUCUCAUACUGUCAGGAAGUUUGUUUGUUUUUUCUCCUACAGUGGUGCCACAUCUGUAAGAAAACAUGUUUUUUUUUUCUUUUUUUUCCAUAGAUAUGUUUAUUAUUUUUUGUUAAAUAACAACAAAAUAACAUAGAAAACAAGCUCAGCAGUGCAGUGCAGAAAGGAUAAGAUAGGGGGCAUACAUAUUUCCAUCAUUAUAGAGUCCAAAUCUAAGCAUUAAUAAACACUCUAGACAGGAUAGUAGACAUGUGAUCCUUCGGAAUAGUCCAGGAAGGGCUUCCAUAUCUGCCAAAAGUGUCAGUCUUAGAGUGGACGAGAGAUGUUAGAAAGUCAAGAAGGAUAUAUUCCAAAAUAAGCUUCUUCCACCUAAAAAUAGUAGGAGAAUUUAUUAGAAAUCCAUCGUAAA